AUGCGCGGCAUUCAGAUUAAGGAAUAUGUCAAGUCUCCCAAGGAGCUCCGCGUGACGGAUCUCCCAGACCCCGUCCCCAAGAAGGAUGACGAGUACCUCAUCCAAGUCCACGCCACGGCCGCCAACUUUUUUGACAUUCUCCAAAUCCAAGGGAAAUACCAGACUCAACCUCCCUUCCCCUGGACAUCGGGCUGCGAAUUCGCAGGCAUCGUCCUCAAAGCCCCCUCGUCAAACGCAAAAUACCCCGUCGGCGCCCGCGUCUUCGGCGCAACCCAAGGCGCCUUCGCCUCCCAGUGCGUCGCCCGCGAAAAGGAGCUCCUCCCCAUCCCAGACGGCUGGUCCUACACCGAGGCCGCCGGCCUCUUCAUCACCGCGCCCACCUCCUACGGCGCCCUCGUCGUUCGCGCCGGCGUGAAGCCCGGCGACAUCGUCCUCGUCCACGCCGCGGCCGGCGGCGUCGGCCUCGCCGCCGUGCAAGUCGCAAAGGCCUUCGGCGCCACCGUCAUCGCCACGGCCUCGACGCCGCGCAAGCUCGACGUCGCCAAAGCCUUCGGCGCGGACCACGUCGUCGACUACCGCGAGCCCGACUGGCCCGCCAAAGUGAAAGCGCUCACGCCCGGCGGGCGCGGCGUCGACAUCGUCUACGACCCCGUCGGCAUGGUCGACGCCAGCACCAAAUGCACGGCCUGGAACGGCCGCAUCCUCAUCAUUGGCUUCGCGGCCGGCAAGAUUGAAAAGGUGGCCAUGAACAAGGUGCUCCUCAAGAACAUCAGCCUCGUCGGCAUCUUUUGGGGCCAGUACGCCGUCAAGGAGAAGGAGACCGUCGUCGAGGUGUGGAAGGGCAUCAUGAAGCUCGUCGCCGAGGGGAAGCUACGCGGCACCGAGUUCACCGACGAGGAGUUUGUCGGGCUCGAGCGCAUCCCAGACGCGCUUAUUGCUCUGGGCAGCCGGGGGACCUGGGGUAAGGUCGUUGUCAAGAUCCCGCAGGACGGUCAGAGCAAGUUGUAG
Molecule: messenger RNA, 1008 nt
Organism: Colletotrichum abscissum
Lineage: Eukaryota; Fungi; Ascomycota; Sordariomycetes; Glomerellales; Glomerellaceae
Product: zinc-binding dehydrogenase
Exons: 3
Coding region: 1-1008 (335 amino acids)
Cellular component (GO): mitochondrion
Molecular function (GO): zinc ion binding; oxidoreductase activity
Source: RefSeq, a predicted model, not a curated record